AUGAAGAACGCUUUGAAAGAGAAAUUCAAAAAUAACGUGUUAGUGAAACCAUUGUAUAAAAGGCUUAAAAAUUAUAACAAAAUAAAACCAACAGUGUUUAUAUCUGUAAGCAAUAUCGAACUAGAUGGCUUCGGUAUGAAAAUAAAAAGUGAUGAUAUUAGGCAUGGCACUGAGGUGUUAGAAUUAGAUAACUCAAAGAAGAAGAUAUUUAUAUAUGAUAGAUGUGAAAGUUUAAAUAAAACUAAUAUAUUUGAUAAACUUUGUAAAGGCAACCCAAUAAACUAUGGAUUGAAAAGACUUAAAAUGGUAAAUACUGUGGCUAAAACAGAGGUUAAUGAUGAAGUAGAUAUUGCAGAUAAAACAAAUAAAUUCAUUCAGGCUGAUGAUAACGAAAAUAUUCCACCUAAAGUGCUGUGUACGUGGUUGAAAGUGUACCCCCUGCCUCAGUCCCCUGGGGAGACGGUCGGCUCUGUGAUCUUAAGGUGACCUGCUGAAACAAAAAUGUGCUACGAAUUCGAGAAACAACAGCACCAAGUUAUCAUUGAUUUAGCAACAGAGUUAAGGCAGGUGAGUCUUAGUUUAUAA
Molecule: messenger RNA, 585 nt
Organism: Arctia plantaginis
Lineage: Eukaryota; Metazoa; Arthropoda; Insecta; Lepidoptera; Erebidae
Source: the annotation of a GenBank genome assembly